Trichoderma citrinoviride is the source of this 1554-nucleotide messenger RNA. RefSeq lists its product as hypothetical. Bases 1 to 1554 code for a protein of 517 amino acids. The record is from RefSeq and is a predicted model, not a curated record. The transcript has 4 exons. NCBI's taxonomy places the organism in Eukaryota, Fungi, Ascomycota, Sordariomycetes, Hypocreales, Hypocreaceae.
AUGCGCACAGCUGUUCCAGCGGCGUCAAAGCAAACUCCUACGCUGCAGAGCCGGCCGAGCGACAGUUUGCGCAGCGACGUCCAGCGUAACGAGAGCUUCUCAAGCGAACACUUCAGGCGAAGGAACCAGUUCAAGCGCCUCUUUCUUGCGUGCGCGCUGCGAUGGGCUGUAACGGCUGUGCUGGUUGUGGGAGCUUAUCUCGUGCUGUGGCAGUAUUCGCUGAAGGAGGCCAUGGUGACCAGGAAGAAGAAGGAGUUCAAUACCUUGAUCAUUGCGAUUUCGAUUGCGCUGGGACUGAAUAUUGCGAGUUCGAUGAAGCACAUGGUGAGGGAGCUGAGGUGGUGGGUGUUGAGCUGGUAUGAGUGGACGCCGAAAGAGGCCGAUUAUAUACUGCAGAGCGAAAAUUUCAGCAGCCUCUUCCAGCUGGGCUACGUGACGCGUCGGCAUUUGGUGAGGUUGUAUGUCUUGUUCUGGGUCUUGAUCAAUGUGGCCUCGCAAAUAGCCGUCGCGACUCUUGGCCUGACAUAUAACAUCAAUCCGGCAGACAAUAUGACUGUGACAAAGCCCGGAACCGUCGCAGUGCCAGAUAUGACCCAUAUCCAGACGAACAAAGUACUGUCGUCCAAUUCCCAGGCGAUAAGUGCUUUACGAUAUACGGCGAACAAGUACUACAUAUUUUACGAGGCAACGCCGGAUGAUCUGCCGUAUUACCAAGCGGUAGCCACGAAUCGUUCCAUCUCAACUGUAGGGACGUGUAAAGCGUGGAGAGUCUUGGAAGGGGGAGACGGGACUCAUCACACCAUCACCAUUGGGGACGCAAAUCGCACCGAGUUUACGAUUCCCGCUCUCAACGGAGCGGACCAGACGACCUUUAUGGUUAAUCCCGAUCGAGACACUGGACCAACGUGGGGACAUGUGUUUGCAUUUGAGGCGUCGGAGACGGAUCCGUGGUUCUAUAGCUGCAAUGUCACCGUAGGAGCAGUCACCAAUGUCCAGAAUCCGGCACAAGAAGUCGGCGUCAACGUAACCUCGCUUGCCGCCACUGCAAUUGCUCUCCAGGGCUACGGCGCUUCGGCCAUUGGAGUCAGCACAAACAGCACCCGACACUUUCAGUUCCAGAGCUAUCCAGCAGAGUCCUACUAUGGAGCGACUCAAGGGGGCAACACGACCGGCAUGGGCCAGCUGACGGCGGCCUUUGCGGUUGGGGUUGUCGCCAUCACGGCUCAGGUGAACACCAACGUCAACGCUCCGGGAAUGCUUCCGCUGAAGGGGAUCAAGGUAGACAUUAGCCACUGGGUCUUUGUACACUUGAUACUGGGCCUGACGGUGGGAUUGCAGCUGCUCCUGGUGGUGAUCACGGCGGCUGUGGCGAGCAGUGUGACGGUGAGGGAUCACAGCUGUGUCAGUUUGGCGGCGGCAUUGCAGCCUUUGCUUUCGAAGAUGGAUUAUCGGAUGAAUUGCGAAAAGAGAAUCUUUCAGAGGCUUGGAGAUAGGGUGAGAGUGAGCUAUGUGAAGGGCAGAGGGGGGAUAUACUAUAUAAAGGUGUCUGAUUAG